Colletotrichum aenigma is the source of this 1278-nucleotide messenger RNA. It is a transcript of the gene psiD-2, whose product is annotated as L-tryptophan decarboxylase. The transcript is spliced from 2 exons. Bases 1 to 1278 code for a protein of 425 amino acids. Gene Ontology annotation, cellular component: mitochondrion. Gene Ontology annotation, biological process: phosphatidylethanolamine biosynthetic process. The record is from RefSeq and is a predicted model, not a curated record. NCBI's taxonomy places the organism in Eukaryota, Fungi, Ascomycota, Sordariomycetes, Glomerellales, Glomerellaceae. Gene Ontology annotation, molecular function: phosphatidylserine decarboxylase activity.
AUGCUUUACUAUCUCAUCAACAGCUUCAAGUCCAACAAGGACGCCGAACCUAGCCUCGAGCCAUCAAACCACCAAGAUGCCCCCAACCCUGAAAAAUGGCUCGCCCACAAAAUCCAUCAAACAACAACUACAACUCCUGCCCUCGACUCAAAGACCGCCACCACCACCGUUGUCGACUCCCUAAACCCAAGCCUCACCAACCUCCGGGCCGUCGUCCAAAAUGAUCCCUACCUCGCCGCCCUAGCAGACCAAAUGUUCACCCAAGCCGCCGCCCUCCAGCUCCGCGACCCGACAGAGCAACCCGCCGUCCAGUCCUUCCGCCAGUUCCUGCAAGUCGUCAACGUUAUCAUGCGCUCCGGGCCGCAAUUCUUCGACAGGCCGGGAAACGAGGACGCCAUGGGGUUCGUGGCGGCGCCGAUUAAUGCCUUGUUGAAUUAUCCCAUGGGCACGGCGGCCGGCUACGAGUUCUUUCGGAGGUCGGAGACUCUUGGGUAUGAAUCGUGGGAUGCGUUUUUUGUGAGGCGGUUUCGGGAGGGGGUGCGGCAUGUGGAGUUCCCUGAUGAUGAGGAAUAUGUUGGCGGAGAGAGGCUGUCUGUCACGGGCAGCAGUGGCACCGUUGACAUUCGAGUCGAUGACAACACCUCGGUCAUCGUCAACGCGUGCGAGGCGACGCCGCUGCAAGUCGUAUCCGAUGUCGCCCUACGAGCAGACGUCACUCUAAAGGGCCAGCCGUACUCCCUUACCGACAUGCUAAACAAUAACGCGCUCGCGCCGCAGUUUGUCGGCGGAACGAUCUACCAGGCCUACCUGAGCGCCUUCAGCUACCACCGCUGGCAUGCGCCCGUGAGCGGCCGGAUCAUCGAGAUAGAGAUGAUCCCGGGGACGUACUUCAGCGUGAACCGGUACCAGGGCAUAGCUGCGCGUGAGAACGACAAUGAUAAUACAGAUGGUCCAGAUCCGCAGGCGCCGUGUAGGUCGCAGGCGUACACCGCUUCUGUGGCGACGCGGGCGGUAGUAUAUAUCCAGGCGCGGAAUCCGAAGAUCGGGCUAAUAGCGAUCGUGUUUGUGGGUAUGACGGAGGUGUCUAGCUGCGAGGUGACUGUAAGGGCUGGCGAGGAGGUUAUGAAGGGACAGGAGAUUGGUAUGUUUCAUUUUGGGGGGAGUUCGCAUUGUUUAGUGUUCCGGCCGGGUGUCGAGUUGAGAUUUGUUGAGAACCGGUCUCCUGCGGGUCUCGAGGGGAACAAUAGGGUGAAUAGUGCGCUCGCGUUGGUUGAGUGA